CCUGUGAGGUUUCCCUUUCGUCUAAGCGAACCGGCGAGAAAUCCAGCAUGGUCGUCAAAGAUGGGGGCCAAUCACCGGACCAGUUCACCGAUCACUCACCUGGGAACCUCACCCCAUUACCCCGAAUCCUCUGCUUCGGUGGGAAACUCACCGAGGGGGGAAAAGGGGAUCGCCCUCGCGGCGACGUCAACCAAACCCCAAACCCAAUCCUGAUAAUGGCGCAACCGGCCCAAAAACUGCUUCCCGUUCGAUUUACCCGACGGAGCACCACCCCCUCCUCGGCACGGCAGAAAGAAAAGGGAAAAAAGAGAGGAGGGAAACGGACAAGCCGCCGUUGGACGAAAAACAACAGUCGACGACGACAUGCGUCUCUGCCUUUCCGUCGCUCUCACUCUCUUCUCCUCUCCCGUCCCCGUCCCCGUCCCCGUCUCCCGUUACUCCCCAAUUGCUGCUCGAAGCCUCCCCUCCCCCCGGUCCACAAGAACCGACCAGUGCUAAGAGGGAAGAUCAGCAACGACCCAAAUUGUCAGAAUGGUACCCGGCCCCUCCUCCGGGUGCACGGACUGGAUGCCGGGUCCAGCUCCCGUUUUCCGUGGGCUCGGACUCUCUUGACGUCUGUCCUCUGCCUCGGUGUCUCUCCGUUUCUCAAAUGUUCCAAUUACGGAUAACGACAGGGUGGUCAGUUUUUCCCCCCUCGUAUGUGAGCAUGUGUAUCCGCGGCAUGUUCAAGCCUGUCCCUAGUCAAAAGAGAACGCCCAAACCACCUUCCUCGGUGAAAGGCAGUGCAUACAGAGGGAGAGAGAAUGUGUGUU
Messenger RNA from Colletotrichum godetiae, 812 nucleotides. RefSeq lists its product as uncharacterized. The transcript has a single exon. The record is from RefSeq and is a predicted model, not a curated record. NCBI's taxonomy places the organism in Eukaryota, Fungi, Ascomycota, Sordariomycetes, Glomerellales, Glomerellaceae. Bases 48 to 668 code for a protein of 206 amino acids.